AUGCAAGAGGAUCAUGAAAUGGGAGCUUUUGAAGAUGCGGAUGAGGACAGACCUGUCAUGAUGUAUGACAGGGAAAAUCCAUCUAUUGAGGAAGGUGUGGUCUUCCCUUCUACAGUUGAUUGCAGAAAUGCAGUUGCAACCUACUCAAUCAAAGCUGAAACUGAGUUCUCUAUUAUGAAAAGUGACCCAACUAGGUUUACUGUCAAAUGUUCUUAUGACAGGUGUAAAUGGAGGCUACAUGCCUCUUCAAUGAGGAGGAGCACACUGUUUCAGAUUAAAGUGAACCAACACCAGCAUACUUGUCCUAGUGUCAACAGAUCUCAGAGAUUGAGAGCUGCAAAAAGAAGGUGGAUUGCAGAUGCUUCUAUGCCCUGGAUCAGACAAAAUCCAUCUAUUGGUCUUAAGGAAAUUCAGAUGAAGUUGUUAGAGAAGUAUGGUGUGGAUGUGCCAUAUGGCAGGUGCUACAAUGGCAAACAGAUGGCACUGGAGAAAAUAUAUGACAAGUACAGUGAUAGUUUCCAACUUCUUUACUCUUUCAAAGCUGAAGUGGAGAGGAUAUCACCAGGCAGUCUUGUAGAAAUUGACAGACACACAGUUGAGUAUCAGAUUAAAGGCAAGAAGUUUAGAGGGCAGCUUGUAGCAGCUUGUGCACUGGAUGGACACAACUGGUUGUUUCCAGUUGCUUAUGGUGUUCUAGAAGUGGAGUCUACUGAGAGUUCGACAUGGGUUUUCUCAAACCUGAAGAAAAUGGUAGGUCAUCUAGAAGGUUUAGUGAUACAUACUGAUGCUUGCAAGGGAUUGGAAACUGCUGUUGAUGAUGUUAUCAAGAAGCAUAAUUAUCAUCUGAACCAGCUCAAAAGCAAACCCAAAGUUAAGGAAUUUCUAGAGGAGCACCACACAAAAAUUUGGGCAAGAGCAGAGUUCAAUGAGAUGUGCAAGGUUGACUAUGUGAACAACAACCUUGCUGAAUCAUUCAACUCAAGAAUCAGGAAAUACAAGAGUCUUCACAUAGUUGACUUGCUAGACAAGAUUAGGCAAUACAUCAUGGAGAAAUUUGACUUAAGAAACAGAAUUGCCACUGACCAUUUCAUUGGGCACUACAUCAGACCAGCAAUGAUGAUGGUUUUGAUGGAGAAGACAAAAGGUUUGGAGAUGAGUAUAGUUAGGAGAAGCCCAACAGAGGCUGAGGUGACUACUACUGAUAGAGAGAAAAGAGAAUGGAGGUACCCUAUUGACAUAGAGAAGUGGUCUUGCAGUUGUAGGCAGUGGCAGAUCACUGCCUUUGGAGAAGAAGAACAUUGGGGAGCAGAUAAUGCAGAUGAUCAUCCAACAGCUAAUGAGCCAGCAGAAGCAGAAGUAGAAGAUGAGGAGGAGGAUGAAGAGCCAUAUGUUGAUGUUCUUCAGCAGCAGAUGCCACCACCAAAGGAAACCUCACAUGAGGCAUCUACACAAGCUAGUGUAGUGAGGUCUUCAAAAGCUAGGGAAACACGCAAUGGAGGAGGAGGAUCAACCCACACCACCCACUGA
Aegilops tauschii subsp. strangulata is the source of this 1527-nucleotide messenger RNA. RefSeq lists its product as uncharacterized. The record is from RefSeq and is a predicted model, not a curated record. NCBI's taxonomy places the organism in Eukaryota, Viridiplantae, Streptophyta, Magnoliopsida, Poales, Poaceae.